Messenger RNA from Alternaria atra, 1671 nucleotides. RefSeq lists its product as uncharacterized. Gene Ontology annotation, cellular component: plasma membrane. Gene Ontology annotation, molecular function: carbohydrate:proton symporter activity. The record is from RefSeq and is a predicted model, not a curated record. Lineage: Eukaryota; Fungi; Ascomycota; Dothideomycetes; Pleosporales; Pleosporaceae. Bases 1 to 1671 code for a protein of 556 amino acids. Gene Ontology annotation, biological process: transmembrane transport; carbohydrate transport. The transcript is spliced from 5 exons.
AUGAUAGACCAGGACCCCGAGAAGAAACCACAGAUGUUGAAGGGUGGUGUCAAGGAAAUCUUCCGUAUGCGCAUUAUUGCCAUGGCUAUCAUCGUGUCGAUGGGUGGUUUCAUCUUCGGAUAUGACACUGGUCAAAUAUCUGGAUUUUUGGAAAUGCCCGACUUCCUGAACAGAUUCGCGGAUCAAACAGACCCUGAAACAGGCGGGCCUGCUUUCAGCAACUGGAAGUCUGGGUUGAUUGUCGCGCUGCUUUCGAUCGGUACCCUGAUGGGUGCUAUAAUUGCCGCCCCCAUCGCCGACAAAUUCGGCCGCAAGUAUUCCAUCGUCUUCUGGAACAUCAUCUUCUGCAUCGGAGUCAUUGUCCAGAUUACUACAACAAAUACAUGGUACCAGAUCUCCCUUGGUCGCUGGGUCGCUGGUUUGGGUGUAGGAGGACUUUCGGUCCUUACACCAAUGUACCAGUCCGAAACCGCACCACGUUACGUGCGAGGUGCACUCGUAUCGUGUUACCAACUCUUCAUUACCCUUGGGAUUUUCACCGCUUACUGCAUCAAUUUCGGUACCGAAGAUGAUGGCAGCUCGGCUUCAUGGAAGAUUCCAAUGGGCGUUGGUUUCAUCUGGUCAGUACUCAUGAUGGUUGGAAUCUUCUUCAUGCAGGAAUCUCCACGAUGGGAAUACCGCAAGGGCAAGGUUGACGAAGCGACACAUACCAUCGCCCUUACGUACGGUGUUUCCCAGGACCACCCAGAGGUCCAGCGUGAGGUCCAGGAAAUCCAGAAGAAAUUGGAGGCGGAGCAAGCGGGAGGCGGUCACCACCCUUGGUACGAGAUCUUCACAGGACCGCGCAUGUUGUAUCGCGUGUUGCUUGGUAUUAGUCUGCAAGCUCUUCAGCAGCUUACAGGUGCCAACUACUACUUCUACUAUGGAACCACCAUCUUCCGGUCCGUCGGUAUCUCAAACUCAUUCGUCACCUCCAUGAUCCUCGGAGGAGUCAACUUUGGCAUGACCUUCCCCGGUCUAUACAUCGUCGAAAGGUUCGGACGGAGACCAGCACUGAUCACUGGAGCCUUGUGGAUGUUCAUGUGCUUCCUCGUCUUCGCCUCGCUGGGUCACUUUGCUCUGGAAAAUGACGAUGGCACAUCAAACCAGGGUGUCGGAUAUGCCAUGAUUACCUUUGCGUGUCUCUUCAUCGCAGGCUAUGCCAUGACAUGGGGACCAAUUGUUUGGGCAGUGGUCGGAGAAAUCUACCCUAGUCGAUACCGUGCGAAGGCAAUGGCUCUGGCAACGGCUAGUAACUGGACGUGGAACUUCCUAAUCUCUUUCUUCACGCCCUACAUCACGGCUGCUAUCGAUUAUCAAUAUGGAUAUGUCUUCGCCGCCUGCUGUUUCCUCGGUGCUAUAGUGGUCUACUUCUUCGUCUGCGAAUCUCACGGCCGCACCCUCGAAGAGAUUGAUACCAUGUACAUCCUCCACGUCACACCAUGGAAGAGCAAGCACUGGACUCCCACUCCUGGUGAGGAGCUGCCGAAUUUGGACAACACCUACUUGACGCCUGGAGGAAGAGGCAUCAAGAAGACUAACGAAGCGAGAGCUCCGGAACAAUUGCGAAGGGAGAGUGUGCCCGUCACUGAUGCGGAUAUGCAGGCCAGUGGUGCGAGGCGAGACGAUUAG